AUGAUUUUUACGGACGCUUUGCCAGCCAAUGCAAAUCCCACGGAGCCUGCCACCCAGACAGCCUCAAAAACCGUUGGAUUUGUGCAGGAGAAAGUCGAAAAUGCCAAUUUACUGGGUGGACAGCUGCAAACCUCGGCAACAAAGUUGGAUAAGUGGAAUUUGAUGAAAGUUCGCGUCGGUUUCGAUGUGACCAGGAAGGGCGAGCGCAGUCUAGUGAUUGACGGCUACAAGUUCACCAAGUCGCGCGAUGGCAUGUCUGACCGGGUGUUCUGGCGAUGCUCGCGUCGGGAGUGCAAAGCCACUGCGGUUACAGUAGGUGGACGAGUGGAACACGUCCGCAUCCUCCAUACUCACAAACCACCAACUCCAGGUGAGUUUUUCUCUUCCUCCGCUACCGCCACUGCCACUACGACGACGACGACGACUGAACCCAUAUCUCGCCUCGAUAUGAGCGCGCGGUCGAAUCCCACCGGCCGAGUUCGACGCAGGAGCCAUCAACAACAGCAGCGGCAGCAGCAGCUGCAACAUCAGACCGUUAAGUCGGUGAAUGAAGGGACGGGAAAAAACGAUUGUUCUUACCCCCGCGCCGUAGCUGCGAUCCUCUCGAAUGUUGUUGAACGACGCCAGGUGGAACAGAAGCUGUCGACCGAGCCGGAAACUGGGAAUGACUGCGGAACUACUCAAGAGAACUGUUUUCAAGCGGCAAAUCAACAACAGCAACUUCCACAACUCGUUUCUCCUGGGAGUCUUAGUCAGGAGGGGUCUCAAAAGUACCCCCAUUUCAACGAAAUCGACAGUCGGGGCCUCAGUACACUUGCCGACGCGGCUGCUCAUCAGUCGAAGCGCGACUCUCAAAAUUCAAUGUCUGAGAUGCCCUUCUCUUCAAGGAACAGCCUUCACAAGUCUCUCAUUCAGCCUGAACUAUCGCAGAAUCAUCAGGCGACCAUUCCUCCUGCUUCUUACAGCAAUUUAACCGAAGCUGGAAGCAGAGGGGUCCCUCCAACAGUGUUGACGUCGACUUCUGCAGUCAACAGCGGUGGUGUAGGAAUGCUGUUGCACUGGAAGAAGGAAAAGAUGCUCGAGUCGAAGGCGGAGGAGGAGAUGAAGCAGCACCGCCGUCGCCGUCACUUCACUGGCUCCUCUGCCGUUGUCGCUCCUCCUAGUGAUGUCUCCACAGGUGCUUCCACCGCCGCUACCGUUGUUGCCAUGGCCGAUGUGAACACUGCAUUCACCACACCGCCAUUGAAACGCAAGCGGUGCGCCAGUGCUUGCCAUCCUCUUAUCUCCUCUCCCUCCUCUUCUUCAUAUUCUCUCCCCACCGUUUCUGCGAUGCCGAAUGCUCAUGGGAUGAAUGAUUCGGCCGCCACCGCCUCGCCGCAGUCGAUCUCGGGUGGAGGAGGCGGCGGAACCGAUCAGGAGCCAGCGUCUGAUUGGUGCGCCCGGGUGCAGAAUGACUUGCUGACCCAGAUGUUUACAACCCUCCAACAGCUGGCUGCUCGAUUGAGCGCAGACUUGGAAGCGGACAGUGUGGUUGCCAACUGUCGGGCCAUUCAGGCCUGUCUUGACACUAUCAGUGCCAUCAAACGCGCUCGCCAGGAGGUGCUAAACGCUUCUUGUACUCCUUGA
Molecule: messenger RNA, 1626 nt
Organism: Echinococcus granulosus
Lineage: Eukaryota; Metazoa; Platyhelminthes; Cestoda; Cyclophyllidea; Taeniidae
Exons: 6
Coding region: 1-1626 (541 amino acids)
Source: RefSeq, a predicted model, not a curated record